Conger conger (European conger) is the source of this 3928-nucleotide messenger RNA. Its product is annotated as sickle tail protein homolog. NCBI's taxonomy places the organism in Eukaryota, Metazoa, Chordata, Actinopteri, Anguilliformes, Congridae. The record is from RefSeq and is a predicted model, not a curated record. The transcript has a single exon. Bases 705 to 2234 code for a protein of 509 amino acids.
GCAUCUGUGUUUCAUCAAAGCUAAAUGAACGCGAUGGGGUCCAAAAAGACGUGCGAACCGGUUGGGAAUAGCUGCACGGAAAACACAGAAAGAGCAAACCUGAGUGAAUAGUUUGCCCUUUUACAGCAAGUGUUGCCCUGGUUGCAGCAAGGGAGGCAAACCGAAAGGUCAUUGUCAGAGCUGUCCAGUCCAAUUUCAACCUAUUCUACAGCCUCUGUCCCAUUCAAAUUCUCAUUGUUGUUCCAAAGCCCACCCCCCUUUGCUGUGAGAUUGCUCUACACUAUUAUGUGCUCUCUAAAGCCUGUAUUUACUCUCUAAUUUUAUCAACACUCAACUGUGAUUUUAUUUGCGGUUGCUCAUUAUAAUGAUAGUGAACAGCGAACAGUACGACUGACAUUGUUAUUUGUUGUUAUCAGAGACAGCAUUAAAUUGGAUUAUCAUUCUUUGUCAUUUUAGUGAUUAUAAUACUUCAGUAGUCAUUGCUGUGGAGUAGUGGUUUUUGAAGUAGCAGGUUUUGUUAUCGUGGAAGAAAAAUUUCCACUACAAAGGAACUGGUUCUUUCUUGUUUGUUUGUUCCUUGAAUCAGUAUUGGAGGAUUUAUCAGUUGAAGUCGUUGUAGUGUUAAUAGUUUAGCUCACUUCUCAACUCUUUGUUUCCAGGAACGUGAUGUUACAGCCCAGUCAUCCAGUCAGGUCCCCCGCAUCAUGUUGACCGACUGGUCAUCUGUCUCUUUCUCCCAUUCUGAGAGCCUGGUUAGGGUUGGCCUAGAGGGACACUUUACCCAAAGAACAGUGCAGGACAAAACCAUAGGAAGAGACAGUAAUGACAAGAGCCCUAACCAAUCACUUGGUGUUGCUACAGCCAUUGACCAAAGACUGACCACACCGGAUGACCGCAGAGCUACCACAGUGGAUCAGCAGCGAUUAACAAUGAUUGGUCUCACCUCUCAGAAACAGACUCUUGUACAGAGCCAGACCCUCCCCAAGGCGUCCAAACCUCCUGAAGAAACCCCUGCAGACCAGACACAGAGGAGGCCCCCACGUUACGAGCUGAGGAUCCAGGAGUCCUUUGAGGAGGCAGAGAGGGAGGAGGGCAGGGAGACCUUGGCCAUGAUACUCACAGACAGGGAGGUGAGGGUACUGUCUGGCAGAGAGGCUCAAGAGCUCGGCAGUUCAGGAGCUGGGGAGGAGGUGCAGACCCUAAUCGUCCAACCCCAGAUACCAGAGGGCAACGUGGAGUUCCAAGCACCCGGGACUAAACCCAGCAGGCUGCAAUUGAGCAGCACUCCACUGAUCCUCCUAUUCGGAGAGUCCCUGCAGGUCAAAGAGGCCUACAGACAACUAGAGGCAAUGUUGGAGGAGGAGGAGGAGGAGGGCAGAGACCUCCAGGUUGGAGGCCAGGUUUGCCACAGUGGGAGGCCAGUGCCGAAACUGAGGACGGUGAGGAUGCAGGGCCCCUCCAGGAGAGCUGGACCCAGGAUACAGCUCCCUAAGGCCCAGUUGGUCGCUUUGAGGGAGGCUUUGAGGCAGGGCCUUCAGACAGGUCACAGAGCCCUGCAGCUCUUCGUCAGUGCAGAGAGGGACACCGGCAUAUCGACUCCCAUGGUGGGUGACUGCGGGUCGAAAUCGCUUUGUCCUGGGGUUUCUGCAUCAACGCCAAACGGGCCAGCCCGGCCCCAGCAGAGCCAGGCUGGAGGUGUUGGCCUUAAAGGUGCACCAGCAGGGGACCUCCGCAGCAGCACCUUCCAGAGGUUGGACAGCCUGGAGGAGACGAUUCGGGAGCUGGAGAACACCCUACAGGAAAUCAGCGCCCACCCCUCGGCGGGCUACCUCUUCCCCAGAGACUUUCUCAGGCAGCUGGGCACCGACGGCAGGAGCGAGCCGUGUAGUGCAGGGCAGGUUGUGGUAGGUCCAAUCCCUUCACCCAGAACUGCAAUCUCCGAGACCACCUCCUCCAUCGCCAAGAAGAAACCUCCAGUCCCGCCCAAGCCCUCUGGCAUUCCAGCCAACCUCACCAAGGUCCACCCGCCCUCCGUGGUGUGUCACUUCCUGUUUUGUCAUUCAGUGAUCUCCUCAGUACUUUUUGGGCUUUGGAUUGUCCUUUUGUCUGAUAAAUCCUCUCCUGAGAGACUGUUCUUUCUCCUCAUGGGCAGUGCUGGGCAGCCCAGUUUCCAUCUAUUGCAUCUGUUCUGUGCUCCUGCUAUUGAAAAUAUCUCAAUUUUUAAAUUAUCCUGAAAGUGAAUUAUCUUAAAUGCGAUUUCAAUACAACAUAAGGAUAAGGGUAUUGGGAGGUUUGCCUUUGAUAGGGGCACUUAACAGAGUAAAGCAAAUAAGUGGUUUCCUACCUUCCUUGUUUCUUCAGAAAGAGUGUACAACCCCACCUUUAGAGAUGGACUGACCAAGGUGACCAAUGUAUAAUCCAUGCUGAUAUAGAACAUUCAUAUAGAAUUAUAUUUUAUUUAGCAGACACUUUUAAAAGCGACAUGCAUAACAAAUUAUCCUAAUGUUGCUGUAAUGUUGUGGUGGUGGCCAUAACAUUUUAUGCACUGCAGUGCGUAAAGUUUAUGUUAUUAGUUUGCUAGUGCUGGCAAUUGAGUGCUAGCAUUGGAAAAGUCACACGCUCAUUUGGUUGCAGGUCUCUAUUUUCUGAAGGUUGGGUUCCUGACUUAUUUGAGUGCUUGGUUGUUGGGAACAUACCUAUUGAUUUCUCUGUUCUGUUAUGCUCCCAAUCUGUAAAUCAGUGGACUCCUGCCUCUUCAUCAAUAAACUGCCUUCUCCCUUACUGACCUCUCACUAAAAGGUCCUCUUGAUUGAUUUUCUCCAAUGGUCAGUGGUGUUUCCUGUCCAAUUCUCUGAAAUCAAUAACCCAGUCCAAGCCUUAUUAUUGCUUGAUUCCUAUUGACGUAUUUGCUCCUUGGUUUGUAGGACAUCACUUGUGUGUUAAGGUGUGUUAAUGGAACACCACAUUAGGAUGGCUUUCUAUAAUACAUCAAAGUGAAAGUUUCAAACCAUGGCACAAACAAAACAUAGAUUAAGUUGGAUGGAACAUGAAGACAGAUGGAAAGGCAGAUUUUCUCAUACUUCCUGUACAUUCACAUGAAUACAUAUUCAUUCUUUGUAUCUUUUCCUUUAUCAGAACUUGAGACAGUGCAAAGCAGCUGUAUCUCUUUAGUCCUGCUAAAGGUGACUGGUGAGUUUUCUAAAUUGUGAUUUUGUGGCUAAUGGCAUACAACAUGCCUUAAUCACCAGGCUACUGAAUAUCAUGACAUUGUCAUGUGGUAUGGUACAGAUGAGCAAGGAAUUAAGGGACAUGGAGUCCUCAAGGAGAAAAACGUAAUUAUUCAUUACCUAAGAUGGUGGACCUCAUUUUCAAUGGCGAAUGCACUCUUCACAUUUCGCUUUACUCUCUGCCAGCAUUCCCACAGCAGUGUGGUGCUCUGCUCAGCCCUGGAGCAACAGAAAGUCAUUAGCACUUCACUGAUUCACUCUCAUUUUGAAAUGCACACAAUUAAUAAGAAGAAAUAUUGUAGAGGAGUGUAAUCAGGAUUUACAUCUCUGAUGCUGGGUAUCACUGAAAUUCUAAUUAAAAAUACAUUAGGAGGCAGUUACCAGGCAUCCCCGAUGGAGAUAUUUUAUCUAACUUUUCAUCUGCUUCUGUUCUGCUUUUCCUGUGAUGAAUCAAUGCAACCACAGAUGAGUAAUUAUUUGCUCAUGCUUAAAAACCUGUGGCUGACUUUGAAGAGCCGUAGUUGCACGUGAGAAGAAUCUUCAGCGGCAGAGUUUCUUAAAAUUGAUUUUGCGUGAUGGUUUUAUCAAGUUUUUUAUUUUGAGUGGUUUAUAUUGAGUGGUUUAUUCUGAGUGGUUUCAUUAAUCUCGUUGAGUGGAUGAUCUGAAAGGUUAGUGGGAUUUCCGAGAUAUGUGCAGGAACA